AUGUCACACAGCAAUGCUUCCAAUGUAUUUUUGGAUUCAGUGCCUAGCAAUACCAAUCGUUUUCAAGUGAAUGUCAUAAAUGAGAGCCAUGAGGGCUGCGCUGCUGCGGAUGAUAAUACCUCCCCUCCCCAUUAUGAAGAAACUUCUUUUGGGGAUGAAACCCAGAACAGAUUCAGAAUUAGCUUCAGGCCUGGGAAUCAAGAGUGCUAUGACAAUUUUCUCCAAAAUGGAGAAACUGCUAGAACAGAUGCCAGUUUUCACACUUACGACACUCACACAAACACAUACUACCUACAAACCUUUGGCCACAACACCAUGGAUGCUGUUCCCAAGAUCGAGUACUACCGCAACACUGGCAGUGUCAGUGGACCCAAGGUCAACCGACCCAGCCUGCUGGAGAUCCAUGAGCAACUUGCCAAGAAUGUGGCAGCUUCCCCAGCUGUAUCUGAUAGGGUUGCUAAUGGUGACGGGAUGCCUGGAGAUGAGCAAGAUGACAGCAAGGAGGAAGAUAAAGGUGGUGCUGUGAAGUUUGGAUGGGUGAAAGGUGUGCUGGUAAGAUGCAUGCUGAAUAUUUGGGGGGUCAUGCUCUUCAUUCGCCUCUCCUGGAUUGUUGGAGAAGCUGGAAUUGGUCUUGGUGUGAUUAUCAUCGGCUUAGCCGUGACAGUGACUGGUAUCACUGGUUUAUCCACCUCUGCUAUUGCCACAAAUGGAUAUGUUAGAGGAGGUGGGGCCUACUACCUUAUUUCCAGAAGCUUAGGGCCCGAGUUUGGUGGCUCUAUAGGUUUGAUCUUUGCUUUUGCCAAUGCAGUGGCUGUUGCUAUGUAUGUGGUCGGAUUUGCUGAGACUGUGGUAGAUCUUCUGAAGGAGAGUGAUUCAAUGAUGGUGGAUCCAACCAAUGAUAUCCGGAUCAUAGGUUCUAUCACAGUGGUGAUUCUUUUGGGAAUUUCAGUAGCUGGAAUGGAAUGGGAAGCAAAGGCUCAAGUUAUUCUUUUGAUCAUUCUUCUCAUUGCCAUUGCAAACUUCUUCAUUGGAACUGUCAUUCCAUCCAACAACGAGAAGAUGUCCAGAGGUUUCUUUAAUUACCAAGCAUCAAUAUUUGCGGAAAACUUUGGACCAAGCUUCACAAAAGGCGAAGGUUUCUUCUCUGUAUUUGCCAUUUUUUUCCCAGCAGCUACUGGAAUUCUUGCUGGUGCCAAUAUCUCAGGAGAUUUAGAGGAUCCCCAAGAUGCCAUUCCCAGAGGAACCAUGCUAGCUAUUUUGAUAACCACUGUUGCCUACAUCGGAGUUGCUAUCUGUGUUGGAGCCUGUGUGGUUCGAGAUGCCACUGGCAACAUGAAUGACACCAUCAUUUCUGGGAUGAACUGCAAUGGCUCAGCGGCCUGUGGGUUGGGCUAUGACUUCUCAAGAUGUCGACAUGAGCCAUGCCAGUAUGGGCUGAUGAACAAUUUCCAGGUCAUGAGCAUGGUGUCUGGGUUUGGCCCCCUCAUCACAGCAGGCAUCUUUUCUGCCACACUCUCCUCGGCCUUGGCCUCCCUCGUCAGCGCACCCAAAGUGUUCCAGGCCCUGUGUAAGGACAAUAUCUAUAAAGCCUUGCAAUUCUUUGCAAAGGGCUACGGGAAGAACAACGAGCCACUGAGAGGAUACAUUCUCACCUUUGUCAUAGCCAUGGCAUUCAUUCUUAUUGCGGAACUAAACACCAUAGCUCCCAUCAUCUCCAACUUUUUCCUGGCUUCAUAUGCCCUUAUUAAUUUCUCCUGCUUCCAUGCCUCUUACGCCAAGUCUCCAGGAUGGAGACCUGCGUAUGGAAUUUACAACAUGUGGGUGUCUCUUUUUGGAGCAAUUUUGUGCUGUGCAGUCAUGUUUGUCAUCAACUGGUGGGCAGCUGUCAUCACCUAUGUUAUUGAGUUCUUCCUCUAUAUCUACGUGACCUAUAAGAAGCCAGACGUGAACUGGGGCUCCUCUACACAGGCUCUGUCCUAUGUGAGUGCUUUAGAUAAUGCUCUGGAAUUAACCACAGUAGAAGAUCAUGUGAAAAAUUUCAGGCCCCAGUGUAUUGUCUUAACAGGAGGACCUAUGUCAAGACCUGCCCUAUUGGACAUAACUUAUGCAUUUACCAAAAACAGUGGCCUAUGCAUCUGCUGCGAAGUCUUUGUGGGACCGCGCAAGCUGUGUGUUAAAGAGAUGAACAGUGGCAUGGCAAAAAAACAGGCCUGGCUUAUAAAGAAUAAGAUCAAGGCCUUCUAUGCUGCAGUGGCAGCAGAUUGUUUUAGGGAUGGAGUCAGAAGUCUCCUUCAGGCCUCCGGCUUAGGAAGAAUGAAACCAAACACUCUGGUGAUUGGAUAUAAAAAAAAUUGGAAGAAAGCUCCCUUGACAGAAAUUGAAAACUACCUGGGAAUCAUACAUGAUGCUUUUGAUUUUGAGAUUGGUGUGGUCAUAGUUCGAAUCAGCCAGGGAUUUGAUAUCUCUCCAGUCCUUCAGGUACAAGAUGAAUUAGAGAAAUUAGAACAGGAGAGACUGGCUUUGGAAGCUACUAUCAAAGAUAAUGAAUGUGAAGAAGGAGGCAUCCGAGGUUUGUUUAGAAGGGCUGGAAAGUUGAACAUUUCCAAGCCAACUCCUAAAAAAGACAACAGUAUCAACACUGUCCAAUCAAUGCAUGUUGGUGAGUUCAACCAGAAACUUGUGGAAGCCAGCACCCAAUUUAAAAAGAAGCAAGGAAAAGGCACCAUUGAUGUUUGGUGGUUGUUUGAUGAUGGAGGGUUAACUCUUCUUAUCCCCUAUAUCUUGACGCUGAGGAAAAAAUGGAAAGAUUGUAAAUUAAGAAUAUAUGUUGGAGGGAAGAUAAACCGCAUUGAAGAAGAAAAAAUUUCAAUGGCUUCUCUUCUGAGCAAAUUUAGGAUAAAAUUCGCAGACAUCCAUAUCAUUGGUGACAUCAAUAUUAAGCCAAACAAAGAGAGCUGGAAACUCUUUGAAGAGAUGAUUGAACCAUACAGGCUCCAUGAAAGCUGCAAAGAUUUAACAACUGCUGAGAAAUUAAAGAGAGAAACUCCAUGGAAAAUUACAGAUGCAGAACUGGAAACGGUGAAAGAAAAGAGUUAUCGUCAAGUGCGGCUGAAUGAACUGUUGCAGGAGCACUCAAGAGCUGCAAAUCUCAUCGUCCUGAGCCUCCCAGUGGCAAGAAAAGGAUCUAUCUCAGAUUGGUUGUACAUGGCUUGGCUGGAAAUCCUAACAAAGAACCUCCCACCUGUCUUACUUGUUAGAGGAAAUCACAAAAAUGUCCUGACAUUUUACUCUUAA
Molecule: messenger RNA, 3294 nt
Organism: Suncus etruscus (white-toothed pygmy shrew)
Lineage: Eukaryota; Metazoa; Chordata; Mammalia; Eulipotyphla; Soricidae
Gene: SLC12A1
Product: solute carrier family 12 member 1
Exons: 26
Coding region: 1-3294 (1097 amino acids)
Biological process (GO): chloride transmembrane transport; chloride ion homeostasis; sodium ion homeostasis
Cellular component (GO): membrane
Molecular function (GO): sodium:potassium:chloride symporter activity
Source: RefSeq, a predicted model, not a curated record